AAUGGACUAAAGCAAGAGAAGGAGAAACAGAAAGAAGGCAGAAAGAGGAUGAGGAGAGCCGGAGGAAGAUCAGAGAGCUUCAGGAAGAAUUUGAAAGACAAAAGGAGGAAGAAAAGAAAAGGAGACAGAAAGAGGAUGAAGACAGAGAGGAAGAGCACAAGAACAAGUUAAAGGAAAUUGAAGAACAGAAUCAAAAGAAAAUUGAAGAGAUGAUGAAGCAGCUCAACAGCUCACCAGUCAUUCAGAAUCCAGACAGUACCCCAGAUUGUGUCAGGAUCGUGCUGAUUGGGAAGACAGGAGUUGGGAAGAGUGCAACAGGAAACACCAUCCUGGGGAAAGACGUUUUUAUAUCUGUAACUUCAGGUGAAUCAGUGACGACUUGUUGUCAGAAAGACACAGCACUAGUAAAUGGCCGAUCUGUUACUGUUGUAGACACACCAGGGCUGUUUGAUACAGAUGCCUCGAAUGAUGAUGUCAUGAAAGAAAUUCUUAAGCGUUUCAGCUUGCUGGCCCCUGGACCCCAUGUGUUCCUGGUGAUUCAUGCGAUUGGUACCAGGAUGACACAAGAGGAAAGGGACACGUUGAAACUCAUCAAAGAUACCUUUGGGACCGGGGCUGGAAAGUUUACCAUUACCCUUUUCACAAAAGGGGAUUCUAUAGGUGAUCAAUCAAUUGAACAGUACAUCAAAGAAAGUCGUCCAAUUCAACAACUAGUCUCUGACUGUGAUGGACGGUAUCAUGUGUUCAAUAACAAAGAUAAAAGGAAUUCCAAACAGGUGACUGAGCUGAUGGAAAAAAUUGACAAGAUGGUGGAGAAGAACGGUGGGGGUGGUUACACAAAUGAGAUGUUCCAAAUGGCAGAAGCUGCAAUUAAAGAGAAGUUUGAGAACAUGAUGAGAGAGAGGGAGUUGGAAAUUGAGAGGGAGAAGGAACAGCUCCAGGCCAAAUUUGAUGAGGAAAUAAGAACAAUGAUGGACGAAAAGACAAAGGAAAUACAGAGGGAAAGAGAAGAGAGAGAGAAGCUGCUGAGAGAAAAAGAGGAGUACAUCACCAAUUUACAUGAAAUGAGAGAUGAGAGAGAGAGGUUAAACUAA
Messenger RNA from Clupea harengus (Atlantic herring), 1094 nucleotides. RefSeq names its product GTPase IMAP family member 4-like. The transcript has 3 exons. The record is from RefSeq and is a predicted model, not a curated record. NCBI's taxonomy places the organism in Eukaryota, Metazoa, Chordata, Actinopteri, Clupeiformes, Clupeidae. The coding region runs from base 210 to 1094 and encodes 294 amino acids.